Molecule: messenger RNA, 2468 nt
Organism: Mya arenaria
Lineage: Eukaryota; Metazoa; Mollusca; Bivalvia; Myida; Myidae
Product: heat shock 70 kDa protein 12A-like
Exons: 6
Coding region: 109-1950 (613 amino acids)
Source: RefSeq, a predicted model, not a curated record
GUUUUCUAUAAAGGGAAAUCGAAAGAGGAAGUAAGUUAAGUAUCGAAUAUACAGUGUAGUCGGAAGUCCUUAUGACCGUUCAUGAGAAAAGUUUAUUUCAAUUAGAAAAUGGCUUUAACAGAUGUUAUUGAUAGGAGAAAGAUAAUGGCCCGUCAUCUGACCGCGAUGCCAGUCCGCGCAGGCGCAAUGCAGAGAAAGCCCAUUGUGGCGGCCAUAGACUUUGGUACCACAUACUCGGGAUACGCCUUCCAGACCAGGGCAAACUUUGAGGAAAAUCCGACCAAGAUUGAGGCUGCAAAUUGGGCAAGGACUGGGUCGAAUAUUGGAAUAUCACUCAAGACAACUUCGUCAAUACUGUUUGAUAAACACCAACAAUUUCAUUCGUUUGGUCAAGAAGCAGAUCAAGAAUAUAAUAAGCUCGCUGCCGAGGGACAACACUGGGACUGGUUUUUCUUCAAAAGAUUUAAAAUGGCCCUGUACAAGUCUCAGAAUCUUACUCGGGAGAUGAAAAUAAAGUCAGUGUCUACUGGUCAAGAGAUGCCAGCAAUUGUUGUUAUCACAGAAACCAUAAGGUACUUAAAGGACCACUUAGUAAACGAGAUAAAAUCCAAGGAUACUGGAAUCCAAGAAUCCGAAAUUCACUGGGUCUUAACGGUUCCGGCAAUAUGGGACGACAGCGCCAAACAGUUCAUGAGGGAAGCGGCUAUCAAUGCAGAAAUCGACACGGAUAAGUUGUUACUCAGUCUAGAGCCAGAAGCCGCUUCGCUGUUUUGCCGGUACUUACCGUUUGCCAGGGAAACAAACAAGGCGGGUGCCAGUCUUGUUACUGCGGGAGUCGGUGACCGAUACAUGAUUCUUGAUGUUGGGGGCGGAACCGUAGAUAUAACCGUCCAUGAAGUACAGAUAAAUGAAGAGACCAAAGAUGUAACAUUACGAGAAAUGUUCAAAGCCAACGGUGGAGAUUGGGGAGGGCUUAAAGUUGAUGAAUCUUUCACAGACCUCCUUCAGGACAUCAUUGGGCCUGAUGUGAUGGAAGUUCUUCAAACGCGAUACAGAGAAGAUUUUAUGGAAUUCAUGGACGCCUUUGAAAUUAAAAAACGGAAGGUGGCACCAGAUAUGGAUUCACGGGAAAUAAUGACCGUUCCUCUUUCAUUCGUCCAGACAUACAAAGAACUGAAUAAUGUCGAGCUCGAAGAUGAACAACGCAUAAAGGAAAAGUACAACGGAAAGAUAACCUUCUCCAAAAACAAAAUGAGAUUUGAUCCAGAAAUUUUAAAAGGUCUUUUUACCGAGACAGUCGAUCAAAUUUGUGCUUUAGCAAGCGAGUAUUUUGACCAAAUACGGGAAUACAACAUUAGAACGAUUCUGAUGGUUGGUGGAUUCAGCGAAUCAAGGAUGUUACAGGACAAGGUCCGUUCGACAUUCCCGUCUAAGCGCCUUAUCAUCCCAGACGAAGCAGGCCUAUGCGUUCUAAAGGGAGCAGUGUUGUAUGGCCAUAACCCGUCCAUGAUCACAGCUCGAGUGAGCAAGUUCACUUAUGGAAUAGAAGCCUGCAAGCAGUUUGAGCCUGCGCUAGAUCCAUAUGAAAAGCGGGUUAUCAGAGACAGGAUUGUACUCUGUAAAAAUUAUUUUAGCAUCCAUGCUAAAGCUGGCCAAGAGUUUCAGGUGGAUGAGAUGGUUGGUGAACACGAGUACGUCGCUCAUGGAGAAGAUGCAACUGAACUUCAGAUCGACGUAUACACUACGCCACACCGUAACCCAAGGUAUAUCGACGACGAAGACAGCAGGAAAAUCGGCGAAAUGCGAGUGCCCGUGGGUCGUUCGCUCAGUGGUGACCAAGAGAUGGUAAAAGUCCAGUUUGUGUUUGGAGACACUGAAUUAAAAGUUGUGGCCUGGAAUGUGGAAAACGGGCAAAAAAUAAAAGAUGCUCGUUUUGAAUUUUUGAAGUAAUUGUUGAUCUUUUAUCUAUUAUUUGAUCUUAAAUAUAUAUUUUUCUUUUUCCAAUACGUCAAUGUUGAAUCAUACCUAUUGACAAAGACUUUGUUUCAUUUCUGAAGUGUGUGGCUUAAAACAUUGCUUUUAGUAGCAUGACAAGCAAAAGCCUUUUACAGUUUGAUGAACAUAUAGCGUUUAACAGUUUGGUGAAAAUAUAACUAUUGUAACACCAUUACCUUGACGUUGUGUUUUUUUAGAAACAUUAUGACAAAUUAAGGACUACACUCCUAUAUAUAUAUCAAUCGAUGGUAGUUCACAAUUUCAAACAGUCCAAAAAGGCAACGUGGCAUUUUGAAAUGCACUUCAUGAAUUUGUUGCAUGCUAUGCAUAACUAUUUGUUUAAUAUCUGAUUUAUGGUAUAUGGAUAUAUUCCAAUCGGAUGUGGUAUAAUUCUGCUUAACAAAACAUGUCGGUUUUAAGAGGUUAUUUGUUUUUAUUUAGGAAUGAAAAAAAUAAAAACCAGAUUUAAUUAG